Messenger RNA from Labeo rohita (rohu), 8114 nucleotides. It is a transcript of the gene kcnb1, whose product is annotated as potassium voltage-gated channel, Shab-related subfamily, member 1. Gene Ontology annotation, molecular function: delayed rectifier potassium channel activity; protein binding. Gene Ontology annotation, cellular component: membrane; voltage-gated potassium channel complex. Gene Ontology annotation, biological process: protein homooligomerization; potassium ion transmembrane transport. The coding region runs from base 624 to 3128 and encodes 834 amino acids. The transcript has 4 exons. Lineage: Eukaryota; Metazoa; Chordata; Actinopteri; Cypriniformes; Cyprinidae. The record is from RefSeq and is a predicted model, not a curated record.
UGACUCAGAGGAUGCUCUGAACACUGCUCCAAAAAGCGGAUGCAUUUCCUAACGCAUAUGAAAUAAGGGGCUAUUUUCUGUUUUGCCCGCUCUUCAGGCGCCAUUUUCACACAGGUUACUCGUAACGACACAGAAGGAGCUGCUCCAAGAGCCUCUUGGUGCUGGGUGGCAAGGGUUAAACGCGCCGUCUCUCUGCCAUUGGGCGGUGAGACUACCGAGAGCCAGCCAUCUGCAAGGAAAGCAGCUGUCGCCUUCACGCAAGAGACGUUAGACAUCAGUGAACGAAAACAGUGUGGAUUCACCCCAAGACUUGUUGAUCUUUUUCCAUAAACAAAAAGCGGAGCGAUAUGUGUAUGUCUAGAGAAGAAGAACGAGCUGCUGUCUACCGGCAGCAGCAUUUAAACGUUGACGUUCCUGCGUUUUCUCCUUUUUAAAUGCUUAAUUUCACACCGCUGUCAGCAAUGAGUCUUCACAAAUUAAGCUGUACGGUCGGGCUCCAGCCGACGUUACACUUAACUCUUUAGUUACAAGCAGCUCAAAUAAAAUGAAACAGCUCGGAGAACCACUGGUAACACCGCCUGUCCCAUGGCCAAAUUCAUAGGGUAGUCUGCACAAAAUACGAAAUGGAUAAACCCUCCGCAGGAAUGAGUAAAGUUGGCUCUCGCUCGACAGCCUCUCUGCCCCCGGAGCCUGUGGAUAUAAUCCGGAGUAUGUCGUGCUACCGGCGUGUCAAACUGAACGUAGGGGGUCUGCCGCACGAGGUCCUGUGGAGAACCCUGGACCGACUGCCGCGCACACGAUUGGGCAAGUUGCGAGACUGCAAAACCCACGAAUCACUCAUGGACAUAUGCGACGACUACAACCUAGACGACAACGAGUACUUUUUUGACCGGCACCCCGGGGCGUUCACGUCUAUACUGAAUUUCUACCGCACUGGGAAGUUGCACAUGAUGGAGGAAAUGUGCGCCCUGUCCUUCAGCCAGGAGCUGGACUACUGGGGGGUGGAUGAGAUCUACCUGGAGUCGUGUUGCCAGGCGCGGUACCACCAAAAGAAAGAACAGAUGAACGAGGAGCUCAAACGGGAAGCUGAUACUCUUAAGGAUCGCGAGGGCGAAGAAUUCGAUAAUACGUGUUGUUCAGAGAAAAGAAAGAAACUGUGGGAUCUACUGGAGAAACCAGGCUCUUCUGUAGCAGCCAAGAUCUUGGCCAUCAUUUCUAUUCUAUUCAUCGUGCUCUCUACUAUCGCUUUGUCUCUUAACACCCUCCCAGAGCUGCAAGACACAGACGAGUUUGGUCAGACAACUGAUAAUCCCCAGCUGGCCCAUGUGGAGGCGGUGUGCAUCGCUUGGUUCACCAUGGAAUAUCUUCUCCGCUUCCUUUCCUCACCAAACAAAUGGAAAUUCUUUAAAGGUCCCCUCAAUGUCAUCGACCUGCUGGCGAUCCUACCGUAUUAUGUCACCAUAUUCCUGACAGAGUCCAAUAAGAGCGUGCUGCAAUUUCAGAAUGUACGGCGGGUGGUGCAGAUCUUUCGAAUCAUGCGGAUUUUGCGCAUCCUCAAAUUGGCACGUCACUCCACUGGGUUGCAGUCACUGGGCUUCACGCUACGACGGAGUUACAACGAGCUUGGCCUGCUUAUCCUCUUCUUAGCAAUGGGGAUCAUGAUCUUUUCAAGUCUCGUUUUCUUUGCGGAGAAGGACGAGGAUGACACCAAGUUUAAAAGCAUCCCUGCCUCCUUCUGGUGGGCUACUAUUACCAUGACCACUGUUGGAUAUGGGGACAUUUACCCCAAGACGCUUCUGGGUAAGAUCGUUGGUGGUCUCUGCUGCAUAGCAGGAGUGUUAGUUAUUGCCCUACCCAUUCCCAUCAUUGUCAACAACUUCUCUGAAUUCUACAAGGAGCAGAAACGGCAAGAGAAGGCCAUAAAGAGACGUGAGGCUCUGGAGCGAGCCAAACGCAAUGGCAGCAUAGUGUCCAUGAAUGUCAGGGAGGCAUUUUCCCGUGGUGCUGAGCUUCUGGAUGUGGUGGUCAUGGACAAGGGUGAGAGAACCCAGGACAACCAUCUCUCACCCAGUCGAUGGAAAUGGUCAUCCAAGCGGGCAACUUCAGAGACCAGUUCUAAUCGUUCCUUCAACCCAGACCAAGGUUCUCCUAGCAAGGCGAGAGCUUCUAGUCCACAGAGGCUAAACGCACAGAAACUAGAAGAGAUGUACAACCAGAUGGCAAAGACACAGUCACAGCCCAACCUAAACACCAAAGACAGAAGUUCAUCCCGUGCAGGGCAUAGAAGGGAUGAGAUUGAGCUGGGAGCCUUGCCAAGUCAAGGAGGUGACCCAUUGAUUUUGGGUCGUGAAGGGGUGGUAGACAUGAAAAGUCUUUCAAGCAUUGACAGUUAUAUCAGCUGUGCAACAGACUUCCAAGAGAACCCACGAUUCCCCUACAGUCCGGCAGGAGGUUUGUCCCUUCAUGAGAGCUCUCGGUUCUCCCACAGCCCAGGUUCUGGCCUCUCCGCUCGGGUCAGCGCUAAUCCGAGCCUGCAGACCACCUUGGAGCACGAGACUAUGCUCACGCCACCAUGCUCUGGUGCUAAACCUCUGAACAGCGAGAGUUUGCGGCAACCAGGGCUUCUCGGAAACUCUCAGAAAAUCCAUUCGGUUAGGGUGAAUCAUCGCAAUUGUGGGGAGGCCAGCCCAUCGGGUGGUCCUCUGUCUGACAGCUCUAUUCUUUCUGACCACUCCAUUCUAAGCCCUGAGGUUUCAGUCUACACAACUGCCAGCUGCAGGACUCCACCUAAGACACCCGAGAGAAAGGCACUCACCCCUGCAGUCUUCACUUUUCACGACGCGUCCAUCAGCAAGUACAUCGAUGCAGACACAGAUGACGAGGAGCACUUGCGCGAAGGUGGCCCAUCGGAGCGCCUACUGGGUGGCCUGAGCUCCAAGCCUCGGCUCAGUGGUUACCAGGGGGCCACCAACCACUUGGAAGCCGCCCAAAGGCUGCUAGGUCAGAACUGCUUAUUCCCACUGGGAAGUAGCCCAAGCGUUGGCCAUGAGAACCAUGUGGCUUCAGAGAACUCGCGAAGGCCCAAAGGGGACAGGGGACAUUCCAACGCAUUUGAUAAGGGCCUCUGAGGCCUCAGGGUCGUGAGUUGGACUCCAAGAAGGGAAAAAAGGCCAAGUUUAGUCAAGGACUUUGGAGAAAGCAGAGACUAAUGUACAUUGGAGAAUCAUUUUACAGGCAUCUGACCAGGGGGCCUACCCUGGUGACUUUAUGCGGGAGAGUUCACUGGAAAACAGUGGUCAUGUUACAUCAUUAAGGAAGAGGAUCAUGAGGAUGUACCACUGCCUACACCUCUUGUCCUUUUUCCUCUUCUGUAAACAAGCCUGCAUUGAUGCGUCGCAGGGGUAAGAUAAAGCCAGAGCGGAUCUGGUCUACGGUUGUUUGUGAAAAGAACAGAAUGUAUGCUAAAGCUUAUUUAGCUUGAGGCUGAAAACUUACCAGACAUUUAAGCGCAGAUGUGUAUGGUAAAUCAAGGGGGACAGUCCGUCACUGCCCACUUCAGCUAGUCACUGUCCAGAGCCCACCUUAAAGAUUAGCAUUAGAGACAUGUAAUACCCUGUUUACUAGUGCACCCUUCCCCUGUCCCCUAAUAAACUGGCCUUACUUAACUGCAGUUAUGGGUCUGCAUACAGUAUGAGUGUUUGUGUGCAAGCGUCUUUGAAAUAGGGAGGGCUGAUGGUAUGAUAAUGUGCACGUAUAAAGUAAUUAACAUUCCUGCACACAAGCUCACUCUCCACAUGGUAUGUGAUUCUACUUGAUUAAUUUAUUUUUAUAUAGACAUGAAGAUUAUCUGUAGAAGUCUGUCUCACAUAUUUCUUGUGUCAUAUUCACCAGUAUAAGAAUAAACCGUCAAUUGUUUCAUCGGAAUAGACCAAAAUCUGUUUAAAUUUACCUCCCCUCAUUUACUUGUGUCAUCUUUAAAGGGACAGUUCACCCAAAAAUUAAAACUCUGUGAUUAAUUACUCAUCCUUCAUGUCGAUCCAAACCUGUAAGAACACACAAUAAGAUAUUUUUGAUGAAAUCCAAAAGCUUUCUGAUCUUGCAUAAACAGCAAUGUAAUUACCACGUUCAAGGGCCAGAAAGCUAGUAAGGACAUCAGUAAUAGAGUCCAUGUGAUAUCAGUAGUUCGACCAUUAUUUUUAAUGCCUUUAUUCAACAAUUUCUUCUCUUUAGUGCCAGCACGUUCACAAGAGUUUCUCGUAGCAUCAUAACAUAUGGAAUGAGGGUGAGGGUGAGUAAUUAAUGACAGAUUUUUCAUUUGUGGGUGAACUAUUCAAGUUUAGCAGAGUUUAAAGGGAUAGUUCGCUAAUAAAUGAAAAUUCUAUUGUUGUUUACUUUGUCUCAUUUCAUUCCUGUUUGCUAUAUUUCUUCCGUAUAACACAAAAUAGGAUAUUUAGAAUUUUUUUAUACAGCAAGUGGGGUCAGAUGUUGUUUUGACCCAAAUAUUCUUCACAAAUAUAAUCUUUUGUGUUUGUCAGAAUAAAGAAGUGCAUACAGAUUUAAGAGGGUGAGUGAAUUAUGACAGAAUUUUCUUUUUUUGUGUUACUGUCCCUUUAAAAUUCAAAAUGUGUUGUUAUUUAAAACAAUUACUGAAGGUUCGCUUCAUGCUGUGCGUACAUGUAUAAUACUGUCUUGCAAAAAGCCCAUGUUUAUGAUUGCAUUUUUAUUUAAAUUAUGUAAAAAAAAUUACGUAGCACAUGCUUAUUGGCAGCCCAAACAGAAGCAACAAUGAGAAUGAACGAACAACACAUACCUCGCCUGUUGUUACCAGAUCUUGGUGAAUGAUGGAAGGCUAGAAGAAAUCUGACCAAGAUAGAAACUACUGAAAAAUUCAGGUCAACAUUUCAGCUCGAAUUACCAGUUUAAAACAAAAAUAUUUCUGAAUAUAAGAAGAAAUAUAUAUUUCUAAAGUAUUUUCUAGAAGAAGUGAGGGAGACGGUCUCAUACUUUUGCAUUGCCAGGGAGAAUGUUUAUUUUAAAAUAUUUGAUUUAAUAAAAGGUUUUAUGGGACCAUUUGUGUCCUCAGUUGUUAUUCAGGCUCAACAUACACUGCGUGACCAAGAUGACCACCGGUUAAUCCCAAACAUUUAUCCUUUUUGAUAGAGAGCUCUGUAAUACAUUACAUACUGCAUGGCCAUGUUUACCUCCGAAUUUGAUACAAUCCCUUCACGCUGCACAACCUUAAUAUCCUUAAAAGAUUAGAUCCUUAUCGCCAACAUCCUCACAAUUCUGUAACCACACGCAUACACAUAGUCUAUCCAGCAUGUAUUCACAGGUAUGUAGACAAUGUCCUGAAGACGACUAUAUCCAGUUUCCAUGGUGACCACAAGCCCUCCCUGCUAGCGCUCGUAUCCAAUUUGAAAACCGGGAUAGCGAGGGCUAAAUUAGAUCAAAAACAUACACUCAAUUGCAUCCGUGUCAACAAAUACCAUCACUAAAAGUCACAUUGUCAGAAUCUGCUUGUCUCAUAGAAUAUGUAUGUGUGUGCAUGUGUUAUCUGGGGAGCGUGAAGAUGAUGGAGGGGGGGAAACUCGGCCUCUCCCGAGACUUGUGAGUGUGUGUACGCUUCCAUCCUUGUCUCAACGAUUUUAGCUGAGUUGAACCGAGGUGUGAACGGAAUACCAAUUUUCUGCAAGAGAGCGGGAGGAGGGUGUGAUUGGGAGGAAGAUAAAAAAAAUGCAAGUGCAAGUGAGAGGGAUAUUCCCUCUCCCCUCAAUAAAGAAUAAUUUAUGAACGCGACGAUGUGUGCUGCUUACUGUAAUGGUGGGAGAGGAAGCUGCUUUGCGAGAGCUGAGGUCCCUUGCUCCACUUGUGGUCUUUUAUGUGGAUAUUAUAUAAUAUCCAUGAUCUGUCGGGUGUAUGGUUCUCGUUUUAUGCCCUAUUCAUUCAGUAGGUUUGUAUGGAGAGAACAUAGCGCUAAAAUGUGACUUUACUGAAGCCAUUCAAAACUCUCUUUCCUGUAUCUGUGUUAGGCUGUGCCCUGAGGUCAGUGUCAACCCUAGUUUUUUUGUAAUGAUCCAUGGGUGAAUCUCACAAAGAAAUGUCUGACAAAUUUCAUCCAAAAUUCUAAAGACAAUAACUUAAUAUGUGUAUUCUAAAAAUGAUUAUUAAGUUAUAUUAUUUUACAUUUUUUACCAUGCAGAAUGUUGUAAAAUUUCUUUUUUUAUAAAUAUGCGGCCCUGGACCACAAAACCAGUCUUAAGUAGCACGUGUAUGUUUGUAGCAAUAGCCAAAAAUACAUUGUAUAGGUCAAAAUUAUUGAUUUUUCUUUUAUGCCAAAAAUCAUUAGGAUAUUAAGUAAAGAUCAUGUUCCAUGAAGAUAUUCUGUAAAUUUUCUACCGUAAAUAUAUCAAAACCUAAUUUUUGAUUAGUAAUAUGCAUUGCUAAGAACUUCAUUUGGACAACUUUAAAAGUGAUUUUCUCAAUAUGAAUUUUUUUUUGCACCCUCAGAUUCCAAAUUUUCAAAUAGUUGUAUAUUAUAUUGUCCUAUCAUAACAAACCAUACAUCAAUGGAAAGCUUAUUUAUUCAGCUUUUAGAUGAUUAAAAAUCUCAAUUUCAAAAAAAUUAACCAUUAUGACUGGUUUUGUGGUCCAGGGUCACAUAUAUAAAAAAAGGGAAAAAUUAUAUAUGUAUACAUAUAUAUAUAUAAUUAAAGUUUUUUUUUACACCCCAAAUUUUUUUUUACACCCCCCCCCCCCAAUUUUCAGUACCACAAUAUGUCUUAAUGUUUUGCUUUUGAGUGCACACAAAACAUACACACAAAACAUUAACUGGAUACUAAAAAUUUGUAAUUACACAAAAAAAAAAAAAAAAACAUAAUACAUAUACAUUUUAUGGAUUGAAAAUCAGGGGGAAAUGUUUUAAAAUUGGCAUGUAAAAAAAAAUAGAUAUAUAUGUAUAAUCCAAAAAUUUUUACUGGCUCCUAAUAUUGCUUUCAUUUUUUAUGCAAUAUACAAUACCAUUUUUUCCAUAUUUUUUUACAAUAUAACCCAGGCAUGUUCUUGACAGUUUUUUUGAGAUUCACCCCCAUAUAGUCCAUGUUAAUUGCUCAAUCAGAGAUGUCAGAGAUUAGCAUAUGUUGUGUUAUUGCUGAUAUAUGUUCUGCAGAUGUCAUUCUGUAAAGUCCCACAGGAACACUUGCAGUGCAGUGUGCAUAGAGCAUUUACAAAGAUUAGAGAGAAUUAUAUAUGGGUGAUUGUUUUGGGGAUAUUUUUGACACCAGUCUACAAACAGUGAUGACAAUCAGUUAUUUGAGUCCAAUGUCAGUGUCUUAUUGGAUGGUCUGAUGGCAUUAAAGGUGUUUUGUCUAAAAUACCCACCCACACGACAGUGCAGGUUGCAAUUCAUUCAAAUUAAGUGGUAUUAAAUUUUGCUCACAGACGUGUCAAACUGUGACGACCUGAUGAUGCUUUUAACAUCAACAAGGACGCUGUUUGAAAAAUAAACGUCACUUUUGUUAUUUUUGGUUUACAGUUACAUGUAUUAGAUAAUCGGCACUUUGACUUCUAAUUAAGUUUAUUAUUAAUGAGAGGGUUUGUGAUUAUUUAUGUAUUUAAUUUCAAUGAGAAAGCACAAAUAAGAUUUAUUUGAUUUUCUUGUUUUCUUAUGAGAUUGUACAAUAACAGUGGUAACUAGAAGUAUGAAAUUUAGCAAGUAUUUCAUGAUUAAAAGAAAUUACCGUAAACAUCCAUAUAGAAUUUCCAGGGAACUAAAAAAAAGAGAGCACUGUUUACAAUCCCUCCCUUCCCCCUAAAUCUUCUACAAUGUUGUUUGUAGGUCUAAAGGCUGUUUGUUUUGUAAUCUUUCUACCUGUUGACUUUCUAUGCCGUUGUUUCUGUAUGUGUGUUCUGUUGUUUAAUGCAUGUCGUACCUCUGAAGCUGUAACUUGUUCUGUAUGUGACAAAAAGCCAAUUCCUUGUCUUGUAUAGGAAAAAGAGCCAAAAAUGUGUCAAAAUGUCCUGAGAUCUUUUGAUUUCUUUGCAGUAUGAAGAAGAGAUAUCCCCCUCCCCCCUUGGUUGGCUGGAAAUCAAAUAAAUGAUACAGAUUAUUAAUUUUA